UAAUCAUACAUUAAAGUAAAGCAACUAAAAUAGCAGCUUGGAAACCACAUUUCCAUCUCAAAGAGUGAUUACUUCAUGUAAUCACCAUUGCUGUGUUCUGCAAGCAAGUCCCUACAUUUUUAAGUUUGGAAGCAGCUCCGAUGAUCUUCGCGGACCAGGAUGACCAACUGUCCGCGUCGGGAGGCAGCGGCGCGGGAUUGGUCAAGCGGUGGUGGCGAGUCGGGUGCUCCCUGCACGUCGAAGAAGCCCUUCACUGCCACGACCUGGGACGUCUCACGCCCAGGGCAAUACAUCAUCUCAACCAAAACUCACUGCCACAGUUCAGUUUCCCUGUCUUGUACUUAGAGGAAGACAGAUGCGAGGACUCUUUCGAUCCAUACGGGAACGUAAGAUUGUACUUGGAGUUUCAUAAGCUGCUGGCAUAUUAUGGUGCCCAUUUAAAGCUGUAUCUCAUCGAUGAAUUUGUCGAAAACACUAAGGCUAUCUCUCGUUUACUUGUCACUAAAAGGAGUCCAGCGGGUCUCCCAUUGUCUCUGAAAAAGAUUGAUUUUAACAACAUGACGGGUCACCUUUUCCACAACCAAGUAACCAUCAUAAACCCAGAUGGAGAGCGCGAAGUUCUCGACCACCACUUACACAUUAUCGCAGAGUCGACAGAUGACGUGAACCGUUGGUUAUUUUUACACUGCAUCAGGAAGACAGUAAACCAUCAAACACGAACACCUAACAGCAAAUCUCUGAGCCGAAGAGCUUCAACCAGUGACGUCACUUUCCAAAAUGACGCAACGCCACGGGAUCUCAACGUACCAAACGGAAUCCGAAGUCUAAGUCGAAGGUCUUCGCUGUCGCACAGCAUCAGCCCGACCUACAGGGACACCCCUUACGAUGGGACCUCCUGCUACCUCGCUCACGCCGAACGAAAGUCUUGUCCCUCACCUUUUGAUGCUGAAAGAACGCGGACUUACCUUGGAAAAGUGCGAAAAGAUUUCUUCAGGCAAACAGAUCUUGAUUUUGUCUUAUAAUCUUCCUGAAAUUUGAUGUAAUUUACUACAAAGUUGCUCCGAACAAAAAAAAAUAAAAUAAAUUUGAACGAUUUGUUAUCAACGAUUUUAUUGUGUCGGAUGUGCAUUCACCUGCAGCAUGGAAUGUGCAUUCACAACAGUGAAUGUUCGAUGCACAGACAUAAAAAUAAUUUCAUAACUAAAAUUCUUCAUAUAUCAACUGGAUUCAAACAGUUACCGAGUCGUUAGUAGAAUUCAUUUUACAUAUUCAUUGCAUCAAGUAAUCUAUAAAUAAAUCUUUUUGAAUGCAAGAAAAGAUUUGUUGCACUUUUAGGUAAUCGAAGCAUUUUUGUCCAAUGAAAUUACGUGGCGACAUUUAUGAUUGAAGCCAUUAUGAACAGAUGUAAUGCGUCUCUUCUUAAUAAGGUAUAUCAUAAAAAAACUGUCGUAAGCCUUAUAUUCAUCCUGAUGUUGUAGAUUCAAUUGGGAUUUCUCUUAAAUACGCAGUCCAAUUAUUUGGAUGGUUCUGACACAGCAAAUUUCGGGUCAGAGAAGAAGUAAAAAUUUGGAUUCUCCAAUAAAUUGAAAGUUUUGGCUUAGAAAAUAGCUGUCUCAAUAUAAUAAUAUUAAUAUUUAGUGGGUUAUUAAGUUUGUUCAACUAUAUUAAGAAGAAUUCGAAAAUUUCAUAUGAUUUUGUAUGUGGCAUGCUGAAUAAAAUAAUUCCUCAGGUGAGCUAAAAAAAGGCGCAGUUCUCUAUU
This is a messenger RNA of Hyalella azteca, 1759 nucleotides long. RefSeq lists its product as uncharacterized. The transcript is spliced from 2 exons. The coding region runs from base 141 to 1022 and encodes 293 amino acids. Lineage: Eukaryota; Metazoa; Arthropoda; Malacostraca; Amphipoda; Hyalellidae. The record is from RefSeq and is a predicted model, not a curated record.